Jaculus jaculus (lesser Egyptian jerboa) is the source of this 782-nucleotide messenger RNA. It is a transcript of the gene Arpc3, whose product is annotated as actin related protein 2/3 complex subunit 3. The record is from RefSeq and is a predicted model, not a curated record. Gene Ontology annotation, molecular function: actin filament binding. Gene Ontology annotation, cellular component: Arp2/3 protein complex; cytoskeleton. Bases 96 to 632 code for a protein of 178 amino acids. NCBI's taxonomy places the organism in Eukaryota, Metazoa, Chordata, Mammalia, Rodentia, Dipodidae. The transcript has 7 exons. Gene Ontology annotation, biological process: Arp2/3 complex-mediated actin nucleation; regulation of actin filament polymerization.
CUCACUUCCGCCCGCUCCACCCGGUCCCCGCAGGCCGGAAACGCCGCGCUCCGGCCACAUCUCGCUCGCUGGGUUGCCGCCCGGGCGCCGCCAGGAUGCCGGCUUACCACUCUUCUCUUAUGGACCCAGACACCAAACUCAUCGGAAACAUGGCGCUGCUGCCCAUCAGAAGUCAGUUCAAAGGACCCGCCCCUAGAGAAACAAAAGAUACAGAUAUUGUGGAUGAAGCCAUAUAUUACUUCAAGGCCAAUGUCUUCUUCAAAAACUAUGAAAUUAAGAAUGAAGCGGAUAGGACCUUGAUAUAUAUCACUCUAUACAUAUCCGAGUGUCUUAAAAAACUCCAAAAGUGCAAUUCCAAAAGCCAAGGUGAGAAAGAAAUGUAUACACUGGGAAUCACAAAUUUUCCUAUUCCUGGAGAGCCUGGGUUUCCACUCAAUGCAAUUUAUGCCAAACCUGCGAACAAACAAGAAGAUGAAGUGAUGCGUGCUUAUCUACAGCAGCUGAGGCAAGAGACUGGACUGAGGCUUUGUGAGAAAGUCUUUGACCCUCAGAAUGAUAAACCCAGCAAGUGGUGGACUUGCUUUGUGAAGAGACAGUUCAUGAACAAGAGCCUGUCAGGCCCCGGGCAAUGAAGGCAGCCUGGGCAGCUGCCAUCUGCAGAGCUGCGGGCAGCCUUUCACAGCAGGAUGUUUGUGAUUUUUGCCUUUAUUCCGCAAGGUUUUAUACAGAAGAGAGAAGACAGUGUGUCUUUAUUUGAAAAGUGCUUGAUAAGAAUUGGGGUG